Molecule: messenger RNA, 6586 nt
Organism: Macadamia integrifolia
Lineage: Eukaryota; Viridiplantae; Streptophyta; Magnoliopsida; Proteales; Proteaceae
Exons: 7
Coding region: 1150-6078 (1642 amino acids)
Source: RefSeq, a predicted model, not a curated record
UUCUAUGCUUGUUUUCAGUUUCUUUUGUGUAUCAAUUCUUUGAACUUGAGAAUUUUAUGAAAACCGUGAUGCACAGAGAUAGGACAGAGGGCAAUGGUGUGUAAGCAGGUGUGCCUUCAGCCGAACUGCAAUGGUGGUGAUGCACAAUGAGAUGGAGUUGAGCUUACAACGGGCGUGGUAGCAAGGGUGAGGUUUUGGGCAGUGGGUGAUUGCAGGGGCAGAGGUGUUAUGGUGGGGUGGACUUACUAGAUAACCCAUUUUGGGCAAUGGCAAUUUACAGUAAUAGCAGUUUGGUGUUGGGUGGUGCAGCACGAUAAUGAGAGAUGAAGUUGACGUGAGGUUGAGAGUGUUGAACCUUUGAUUUGAAGCAAAAUCCCAGCAAAGUGCCACCGAUUUUGCUAGACUUUCCAAAGGAGAGGAGAGGAGAGGAGAGGAGGAGUGGGGUGGGGUGGGGAGAAAUGGUAGGCCACAGGGAUCGACAGGAAAAGAGAUUAUCUACCUAAAUUCCGACCCCAAGUAAUCAAACCUAAAACAACCCCAGAACAAUCCCACCCCAUCAAAACACCACUAACCAAACGGCGCCUCACUAGAAUCAAACCAACUUGGGAGAUUGCGUCUGAUGUAGUCACCGUUAGGGUAUAAUCGCGAAAGCCUUUGAUCAUUUGACAGAAAGAAAAUCAAAACAAUUGGUCGGCCGUCAUUUGCCUCAACGCUCUAUAAAGCACCGCCUCUUCCCCUACCACCUCCUUAGCUCCGCUUCGUCUCGUCUUGCGACUGAGACCCAGAAACGCCUACAUUGCAGGUUGCAAAGCUCUUGUUUCUCGUUUGGAUAUCCUGGAUCCUGGUUCGAUUCAUCGUAACUGUUCCCAUCGCAAGAACCCUAGACCAAUUGUACCUCUGGUCUGGGGUUUAGCAUAUCUGAUUAAAUCGCAAUUAACUGGUGGAGCAUAGUUACAGUUUUUCCUACAGGCAAGGUUGUUUAUCACAGAAAUUGGUAAUCUGUGUGAUGUGUUCAAAAGAAAGCAAAGGGAAGUUAAGGAUAGUUACUGACUCUUCUGGGUUCUGAUAGGGGAGGACUUCUGCCAUCACUCACGUAGGCUGAAUAAUCUGAUGUGCAACGGGAGGUGAACAAAAAUUGCCUCCAUCAACAUGGGAUUUGAUAACGAGUGUAUUCUGAACAUUCAGUCUCUUGCUGGUGAAUAUUUCUGUCCUGUUUGUCGCUUGCUUGUGUACCCAAAUGAAGCCAUACAGUCACAGUGUACUCAUUUAUACUGCAAGCCUUGCUUAACAUAUAUUGUAAGCACUACGCGUGCCUGCCCUUAUGAUGGCUACCUGGUCACUGAAGCGGAUUCAAAGCCUCUCAUGGAAUCAAAUAAAGCUCUUGCUGAAACCAUAGGUAAAAUAGUUGUUCACUGUCUCUAUCACAGGAGUGGAUGCACAUGGCAGGGUCCAUUAUCCGAAUGCACUUCACAUUGUGCUGGAUGUGCCUUUGGCAUUUCCCCUGUGGUAUGCAACAGGUGUGGUACCCAAAUUGUGCAUCGGCAAGUGCAAGAACAUGCACAGAACUGCCCGGGUGUGCAGCCUCAGGCACAACAAGCAGAGGGUGCCCAGGAUACAUCCUCUGCACCAGGUGCUGCAACUGCAACUGCAACUGCAACUGAACAGAACCAAGCUGGUGUUCCAGCAGGGGCACCAACAUCUCAAGCCCAGGCUGGCCAGUCGUCCCAGGUCACUGUGGCUCUUGUGUCUGGAGAAGAUCAAAAUCAAGCCAGUGCCAGUGCUCAACCUCAAGCUGUAGCGCAGGCUAUGCCAACUCCAGAGCAGUGGUAUCAGCAGCAGCAACAACAAUACCAACAAUACUAUCAGCAGUACCCUGGGUAUGGUAUCUAUCAACAGCAUUAUCAACAUUAUGAUCCAUACCAACAACAAGCACAGCAGCAAUAUCAGCACCAACACCCACAAGCUCAUCCCCCACAUAUAGCUGGACAGCAUCCUCCCCAGGUGUAUGUGCAACCCCAGGCCCAACCUCAGUCUCAGCUUCAAUCUCAGGUCCAGCCACCAGUGCAACCUCCACCUCAGCCACAUACCCAGUCUCAAUCUCAUGCACAGCCCCAAGCUGUAGCGGCCGGGCAACCUCAAAUGCAGGGACAGGUCAACUCUCAGCAGCAACUUCAAUUACCUCAACCACCUCCCCAAGGGAACCAAUAUCCUCAGCCAUAUUCACAGGCUCAGCCUCAUCCACAGCAACAGCCAGUUCAGAGUUAUCCUCAAGUGCAACAUUCACAGCCCCAUCCUCAUCCUCAGCCAUAUGUUCAUCCACAUUCCCAGCCCCCGCCCCAGCCUCAGCCUCAGCCUCAGCCUCAGCCUCAGCCUCAGCCACAACAUCUACCAGUCCAUGCGGUGACAGGCCACCAAUCCUAUCCACAACAGCAGCCUCACCAACAAUUGCUGCCAGGUGCCCCUCAACAUCAUGGUUACAUGAACCCUCAGCAGCAAGGUGUGACCCACCAACCACAACAUCCUGUUCAAAUGCAGAGUCAGUUUCCUCAUCAGCAACCAUCACAAAUACGUCCACCCCAAUUUCAUGGUCCAGUGCAACAGCCGCAACAGCCAGCCAUGUUGCCUCAGCAGGGUCAGCAUCCAAACAUUCCUCCUGUGCAACAGCCACAACAUGCUCAUGCUGGUCAAUCAUUACAUCAGCACCCUGGUAUGCUCUCACCCCAACAACAACCUCCUGUGCUUCAGCAACAGGUGCAACAGUUCCAACAACAUGCCCCUGGGCAUUCACAUCCAUUCCCUGGGCAAACACCAGGUUUGGUCCACAAUCAGGAUCAUCAACAAGGUCCUUCGAUGCAGCAGCAACAGCACCCCAUGCAGUCUCAUUUGCGCCCUCUGCAGCAACAAGCUUAUGGCAAUCCUCAGUUGCAGCAGAAUGCUCCACUGGGACAUGGCUUACAGUUCCAGCCAUAUCAAAAUCUUGCUGGAAGGCCUAUGAUGCCAAGUCAUGGGGUGCCACAACAGCCAUUUCCAGAGUCUCCUGGAAGACCUGCAGGGAUGGGUUUUGUCAAGCCGAUGCUUCCUGGUCCGAAUCAACCAUCUCAAAAUCAAAAUUAUCCAUCGAGGACAGGCAUACGCCCACAAUCAUCUUCUGAACUGCUUGGUUACAUUCAACAGCCUGCAUUUUCACAAUCUGGCAGCCAGAAUACCCUGCUUCCUGCUUUGCCCACAGCACAGUCGGGGACAAACAUUUCAGCAGCUGCUGGACGAAUCACAUCAAAGCAAACAUCUUUUAAUAAACCAAGUGAUUCCAUGCCUGAGAAAAGUACAAAUGAGCUUGAAAAUGAAACAUCUGUCAAGACUGGUGGAAAGGAAGGAAAUGAUUCAAUUACCUCAUCUUCUCAAGAUGUUGAUGCAUCUGAACUAAGGGUUCCCAAGUCUGAAAGUGAUUUGAAAUCUGUGGUUGACAAAGAGAAGCUUGUUGAUAAAGAUGAAGAUAAGAACAACCAGUCUGAUUUGUCUGUUACGGAGAGUCUGGGCUAUUUGCAGGCAGUGGGAAAAGACCCUGAAUCAAUGUCACAGGAAGAUGCAUAUGAGGAACCUGUAAUUAAGCAGAUAGUGAAGGAAGAAGGUGGUGAGAAGUCAUCAGAGCCUUCUCCAGGUGGGGCUAAGAGCAAUGAGGAUGUUAAUGGUGGUCCCAAGGAGAAUUCUCUUUUGGAAACUAAGGAAAUUCAUGAUGCCCCUAAAAUGGAGAUGACUGAAGGACAGGAUGUGAACGUGCCAAUGAGUGGAGCUGCAGCGUCCUUUCCUGCUGGUGCAAGAGGUAACUCACUGAUUCUUCCUCACCAUGGCUAUCAGGAUAGAAAUUCAUCCCAAGCCAAUUUUGCUCGACCUGCUUCUAGCCAACAGCCAAUGCAUUAUGGAGCUCCUUACCAGCAAAGACCUCCUGGGCCAGAUCGGAUUUUACCAUCAUUAGUGCCUCCACAUCAAAUGCAUGUGCCUGGGCAACCUCUAGCUCAAAUGAGGCCUCAGGGGUAUAACUCCCAUUUAAAUUUACCACAACAAGGUCAGCCAUCAAUUCCAUCCGAACAUUUCCAGCAACCAAUGGUGGAGCAGCCUCAUGGUACUUUCCAUGCUGCAAGCCCAGGUUCCUCAGCAUUAUUCGGGAGAGGCCCAGCUCAUCUUGGUCCUCUCCAGAAAGGUCUUGAACCACAAUCUAUGGUGCUUCAAGGGUAUCACAACCAAGGUAUUGUUCCCCAAACUCAUGCUGGAGGUCCCAGAAUUCCUCAAGUUGAGUCCAUGAGAGGAGCCCCAUUGGGUGGGCCAUCACCUGGGGCCUUUGAUUCACUUGGAGCGAUGAUGGUGAGAGGACCUCCACCUGGUAUUGAGGGUCAGAUGGGUCAGCCAUGCCCUACUAAACCUACUGGAGUUGAAAUGCAUAUGAAUAAGAGGCCUGGCCAGUUUGAUGGUAGACAACCUGAUUUGAAUGUGUCUGGACCUGCAGAACGAGUUCCGUUUGGGCCGUCCUCUAUCCAAUCUAAUACGAUAAGAACGAAUGGAGUCCCAGGAAAGGGUGUGGCUGCUGGUGUACAGGACCCAUCAUUGCCACAUGGUUUUCAAGAGGAAAGGUUCAAAUCGUUGCCAGAUGAGAGAUAUAAACGGCUGCCAGAUGAAGGCUUUAUUCAGCUAUCAGAUGAGCGCUUCAAGCCUUUUGCAAUGGAACCAGGUAGGAGCAUGAUCGAUCGAAGAGAGUUUGAGGAAGAUCUCAAGCAGUUUCCGAGGCCAGCUCAUCUAGAUGAGUCUGGUCCUAAGUUUGAAAGUUAUUUUUCCUCAUCAAGGUCUCACGGCUUUUGCAUGGAUGCAGCGCCAAGGCCCCUCGACAGGGUGCCUGUUUUUGGUCGUGAUGCUGGAUCCAAGUUGGACGCUGCUACUUCAAGAUUGCCUCCCUAUCAACCUGGUGGUUCUUCUACACAUCCUUUUGAUUCAGAAGAAAGAGCUAGGCCAGCUGGCCUUCAUGAUGAUAAUAUUGGAAGAAAGGUGGAGCCUGCUGGAGGUCACUCAGAUUUCCUUACAUCUGUCUCUGAAUUAGGUCGGCAUCGUGUGGAUGGUAUGGGACCUGCAAGAAGUCCUGGCAGAGAAUACCCCGCCAUUCCCUCAAGCAGAUUUGGAGGCGUUUCUGCUGGUCUUCCAUUGGGUUCUCAGUCACACCUGGAGAAUAUUGAUGACCGAGAAUCAUGUGUUUAUGGUGAAAGAUCUAAGCCUUUCAAUCUUCCUUCAGAUUCAGUUGGUGGUGCAUUCCAUGAUAGUAGGUUUCCCAUGUUGCUUGGUCAAGUGCGAAGAGGUGACUCCAAUGCUCCUGGGUACCUGCGAAUUAGUGAGCACAUUGGAUCUGGUGCACUGCCUGUCCAUUUAAGGAGUGGUGACUUGGGUGGUUCAGAAAUUCUUCCUGGUCAUCUGUGGAACCGUGAACCUUUUGUACCUGAUAGUUUAAGUCAUUUGCGGGGAGGUGGACCUUUGGGUCCACGUAACUUGCAUGGCCAUUUGAGGAUGAAUGACCCGGCUGGUUUUGGUGCUUUCACCGGUCAUUUACGUUUUAGUGAGUUGCCUGGGCCUGGGAAUUUGCCUUCACAUCUUCGAAUUGGAGAAUCAAUUGGGGGACGCCUUAGUGAGCCUGGACGUGGGGGCAUCUACCCUAUCCAAGGAUUUCCAAAUGAUCACGGUUUUUUCCCUGGAAUGGGUGUAUAUGGUUUAUAUUUACUUUGUAUGGGCUCGGCUGUCCUCUGUCUCUUCUAUUCAUCAUUGUCAAUUCUUCAGGGUGACACAGAGUCCUUUGAUCACUCAAGAAAGAGGAAGUCUGGAAGCAUGGGAUGGUGCCGUAUAUGUAAAAUUGAUUGUGAAUCAGUGGAAGGUCUGGACUUGCAUUCCCAAACGAGAGAGCACCAAAAGAUGGCAAUGGAUAUGGUCCUGAGCAUCAAGCAGGACAACGCCAAGAAACAGAAAUUAGCUUCGGAUGACCAUGCAGUUGAAGAUGCAAGCAAGUCCAGGAAGGCCAAUUUUGAGGGUCGUGGUAAUAGGCAUUAAGUUGGGCAAUGCUACUGCAAUUUUGUUCAAACUGUCAAUGUUGGACGGAACUUGAUUGGUUGCUGAAUGGAAGUCAAUUUUUUUUUCUUCAGUAAUUUUGCAUCGGAUACAUGUUGCUGCCCUGUUUAAUGGAGAUGGUUCUUUGGAAUUGAAGUUUCUGUGGCAAGUUAAGUUGUUUAUAAACGUGACUUCUUUAGCUUGCUCGUGAAUAUUUUUAUUCAACAUUAUCCUUAUUUUGAUAGUGUAUUGAGCUGUGGUUCUACUGCAAUUUAUGGUACAAAAUUUCGGCGUUUGGUAGAUAUAUGCUUUUGUUAAGUGCUAAUCUUAUUUUUUGUGUUCCAACUUCCAACCUAUCUUUUCAGUUAGCUUUGUAACUUCAGUGGAACGGAAUUAAAUGCUUUCCUGGGCUUUAUAAUCUCUGUUUUCCUCAUAGUUCUUAGGUCUUUUCCUGGUAUGUUCUCUGCCCUCACUGGAGCCCUAGUUAUAUGAGCACAUUCUUGCUGAUUCA